This is a messenger RNA of Ochotona curzoniae (black-lipped pika), 1797 nucleotides long. RefSeq names its product G protein nucleolar 3 (gene GNL3). The coding region runs from base 93 to 1727 and encodes 544 amino acids. NCBI's taxonomy places the organism in Eukaryota, Metazoa, Chordata, Mammalia, Lagomorpha, Ochotonidae. Gene Ontology annotation, molecular function: GTP binding. Gene Ontology annotation, cellular component: nucleolus. The transcript has 15 exons. The record is from RefSeq and is a predicted model, not a curated record.
CGCCUGUUCGCGGGCCUCACUCCGCACGUGGCGCUCGGCCGAGGAGGUUGUGACUUCUUCCUCCUGUGCCCCCGCCGGCUUCUGCAGCCAACAUGAAGAGACCCAAGUUAAAGAAGGCGAGUAAACGCAUGACCUGUCAUAAGCGGUAUAAAAUCCAGAAAAAGAUUCGAGAACAUCAUCGCAAAUUGAGAAAAGAGGCGAAAAAACAAGGUCGCAAGAAGCCGAAGAGAAAAGACCCUGGAGUUCCAAACAGUGCUCCCUUUAAGGAGGCUCUUCUCCGGGAAGCUGAACUAAGGAAACAGCGGCUGGAAGAACUGAAACAGCAGCAGAAACUUGACAGGCAGAAGGAGCACGAGAAGAGAAGAAAGCUGGAAAGUGACAUCAGUGCUCAGCCAGCGGACGGAGAAGCUGGGAAGGCACCUACGCAGUGCAAAUCUAAGAACAAAGCCAAAUCAGGCAAACAGAAUCCGAAGAAAGUUCACUGCCAGGAGCUUAAAAAGGUGCUUGCAGCCUCAGAUGUUGUGCUAGAGGUGCUAGACGCCAGAGAUCCUCUGGGCUGCAGAUGUCCUCAGGUCGAAGAGGCCAUUGUCCGCAGUCACCAGAAAAGGCUGAUUCUUGUAUUGAAUAAAUCAGAUCUGGUUCCAAAGGAGAAUUUGGAGAGCUGGCUCAAUUACUUGAAUCAAGAACUGCCAACAGUCGUGUUCAGAGCUUCAACCAAUCUGAAGGACAAGGGGAAGAUACCCGAGGCAAAGAAGAAAGCUGCUGCAUUCAAAAGUACAGUCUGUAUUGGGAAAGAUGGCCUUUGGAAACUUCUUGAAGAUUUUCAGAAGACUCAAGGCAAAGCUAUUCAGGUUGGAGUAGUUGGUUUCCCAAAUGUGGGGAAAAGUAGCAUCGUUAAUAGCCUAAAACAAGAACAAGUGUGUAAUGUUGGCGUAUCCAUGGGGCUUACAAGGAUCAUGCAGGCUGUCCCCUUAGACAAACACAUGACAGUCAUCGAUAGCCCAAGCCUCAUCGUGUCUCCCCUCAACUCCCCCGCUGCCCUGGCUCUGCGAACUCCAGCAAGUAUUGAAACUGUGAAGCACAUGGAGGCUGCUGAUGCCAUCCUGGCCCAGACUGACACGCGGCAGGUAGUGUUGAGAUACACUGUCCCCGACUACAAGACUUCUCUGGAAUUUCUGACUGCGCUUGCUCAACGAAGAGGUCUGCACCAGAAGGGUGGGAGUCCAAAUGUUGAAGGUGCGGCCAGGCUGCUGUGGGCCGAGUGGACAGGGGCCUCCUUUGGUUACUACUGCCAAACUCCUACAUCCUGGGUGACUCCUCCCUAUUUUAAUGAGAGCACUGUGGCAGACAUGAAGACAGACUUGAAUCUGGAAGAACUUGAAAAGCACAAUGCACGCAGUAUACAAGCCAUCAGGGGCCCCCGUUUGGCCAGCAGUGUCCUCUUCCAGUCUACGGGCAUGACAAAUGGAGUACUAGAGGAAAGCGAAGUAUCUGAACCGUCUGCGAAACGCAAGAGGAAGGAGAGGGUGGAAGAGGAAAGCAUGGACAGUGACCAAGAAAGCGCUGAUGGUAGAGGAAAUGAAGAGCUCUCAGACAGACCCCCUGUGGAAGAGAAGGAAGUGCUGCCCGAGGAGUCCACAGCAGAUAAAGAGUCUACAGGAUCUGUUAUUUUGGAUAAAGCAACUGAAGAUGACGAUGCGUAUGACUUCAGUACAGAUUAUGUGUGACAGAAUCCUGUCAUUUUGUGAGGGAUUCUGUGUAUAUCAUGUGUGGUUAUGUUAUAACAUUGUAAAUUUU